CUCGAUUGGUCAUUCGCGAUUGAUACGGAUCCACGGCUUCACUACCAACCGCCUGCACCUACAAAUCCGCAGAGACAGAUCGAUCCUUGCUCGCUAGCCGAGAGAUGGCCGGUGCUGUGCGCGCGGGCGCCGGCGGCGAGAUCGCGGACGACUGCCUCCGCGAAGUCCUGGCCCGCCUGAUCCCGGCCGGCGGCAUCCAGGGCCUCCUCCGCUGCGCGGCCACCUGCAAGCGGUGGCGCUGCGUGGCCACGGAGCGGGCCUUCCUCCGCCGCAUCGGGCUCUGGCGGGACAACGCCCGCCGCCCCUCCGUCCUCCUCGGCGCCUUCUUCCAGACCUCCUACCGCCCCUCCACCGCCGCAGCCGCCGCGGACUACGACUUCGACGAGCCCCCGGAAAGGUCCCCGCGUCACCACAACCCUCCGCGGUUCCGAAGCCUUCAGCCCGGCGGCGCGGAUCUCGCCUUCGACUCCUUCGUCCCCAACGCCGACGGGGGGUUCGACCUCGCCAGGCCGCUCGCGUCGCGCCGCGGCCUCCUCCUCGUGCGCCUCUUGCCCGUCGGCGACUGCUGCGUCAGGGUUCUGCAGAAGCUCCAUCUGGCGGUGUGCCGCCCCCAGAUCGGGAAGAAGAAUCAUCAGGGCUCGCAACAUCUUCUUCUCCCGCAGCCCCCCUUCUACCUGACUGACCAUCUGGACCGCGCUCUCGCCGGGUGCGCGAUCCUCACCGACGCCGCCGCAGACGAUGAUAAUUCGGUGGAUCGGCAGGCGGCAUUCAAAGUGCUUGUGCUUUACAUUGACCUUGACGAGCUCGUGUGCGCCUGCGCCUACUCCUCCGCCACGGGGACUUGGAGCGCGCCCGUCAGCUGCUGCCGGGCCACCAAAUUCAUCCGGUGCGGGCCGCGGGCCGGCGUCGUCGCCGGCGGCGGCACCGUGCACUGGGUGUGCAGGAACGAGAGGAGCUUCUACACCCUCGACGUAGACAUAAGCGCCGCCGCAACGACGAAUGUCUCUUUCACCGAGAUCCCCAUCAAAGUCCACGCCGGCGGCAUGUCAAGGCAGCCGCCGCCAUUACCAUGCGUCGUCAAAGGAGGGAGGCUUUCACUUGUUACUAUGCAGCCUCGUGGUGGUGCGCUAGAGCUUUGGACCAAGCGAGAACAUGAUAAUGACGACGAUGAUCAUCGGUGUGAGUGGGGUUGGGUACACUCGUCUGAGUUGAUCGAUCUGGGCAGCGACAGAAUAGACAUUGUCUUCUUCGCGGAGAGCAGAGGUGCUCUGCUCGUCGAGCAAGGCGGCGCCUUCUCCGCCAUUGACCUCGAGAGCAAGGAGCAGAGGGUCAUGGCAAGGGCACGCGUUGGUUUCCAGCGGCGCACUGCACUAGUAGCUGCUGCAAGGCGUACCACUGUGGCUGGAAUUGUGACUACAACCCGCCUGUGCUCUACGAGGCGGAUUGGGUAUUUAGGUUCCCUGUGGCUGAUGAUGAGCCCACACGCCUGUAGUUGCUUUUCCAUUGCAUGGCGUGUCUGCUGCACGAGAUACAAGCCAGGACGACGGCCAGAGGAAGAAGAAGCUCUUGGCUAACACGCCGAGUUGCUGCGGAAACGAGUCCGAAGAUGGUGCACGUACUCCUAUAUAUUCUCAUUGGUAACACGGAGGUCUCUCUGACCAAGACCCAGAAUGGCCUGCAGCGGAAGUGGAGAGCGCCGCCGGAGAAGAAGGGGCGGCUUUCCUUCGUCGACAUACGAUACGAUGGCAUGCUAGACCCCGGGCCUGGACCACUAAGCGAGAAGAAAACAAUCGGGCGUGUAGGUGUCGAUGAAUCGUUGCAGGAUGGAUUCAAGUAACGCGAAGAGAAGAAUAUAAUGCCGUGGAAGAUUGAGAUGUUAAUUGCAUCUGCAUUUCGACACAGUUGUUUUUGCUCGGAAUAAAACUGAAACUUUUCUGUGAU
This is a messenger RNA of Brachypodium distachyon (stiff brome), 1941 nucleotides long. RefSeq lists its product as uncharacterized. The transcript has a single exon. The record is from RefSeq and is a predicted model, not a curated record. Lineage: Eukaryota; Viridiplantae; Streptophyta; Magnoliopsida; Poales; Poaceae. The coding region runs from base 105 to 1574 and encodes 489 amino acids. Gene Ontology annotation, molecular function: protein binding.